This is a messenger RNA of Pseudo-nitzschia multistriata, 1729 nucleotides long. The record is from the annotation of a GenBank genome assembly. Lineage: Eukaryota; Bacillariophyta; Bacillariophyceae; Bacillariales; Bacillariaceae.
GGAAUGUAGAAAUUUUCAGGCUUUCGAGGCACAACAACGUCACCAAAAACAAAUGAAACCGAAUCAUCGAUGCCGAAUGACCAAGAGAACGGUACGCAAGGCUCUCCGUACGCUAUGGUACGUACGGUACGUACCAAGUACCGUCGCACACACUAUUUUUUCAAAAUAAUGGAGUAUCGGUGUCAGCCGAGUUCACAAGAAGAUUGUUACUCUUCCGCUAGCAUCGAAAUUGACCAUACGGUACGACACUAAUUCAAAGAAGGCGAAAGGACGGUCCCAUCCAAAUCGGCGUGGAGCACGAAUACGACAAUACUUGAGAAGAAAGUUUUGUUUCGAUUCGAUUACUCGAAAAGAAGAAUGCUUGCUAUGCGUUCCCCUCUCUUGCUGACCCUGGUGCUGUCGGCGGCGGCCCCCUCGGCCCUCGCGUGGAAUCCCACCCCGGCGUCUCCCCUGGCGACCAAGACCCACCGGCACGCCGUAGCAAAGAAGGCCCAGAGAACCUCUGCCACCUUCCUGGCGGCGUCCGGGGACGGCGUCCUGGAUUUCGUCAAGGGCCUCGACUCGGUCCUCGGCAACCCGACGGCCUACAGCGCCGCGGAGGCCGCCUCGAACAGCUGGGCGUCGUCGGUGGGCGCCGAUGCUGCUGCCGCCUCGGCGUCCGGUGGAGGCGUUUCCAUGAACGUUCCCAACGAGGUAGUCAUCGGGGGCGGCGUCCUGGUCUUCGCGACCGUCCUGGGCGUGGCCUUUGUGGCCCUGUCGCAAAAGGAGGACGAGGCCGACGAGGAGGAAGGCGGCCGGUACGGGAACGAAUCCUUCGGGGCGGGCGACGUGACGCCCCUCCCCAAGCGCACCGAGACAGCACCGGCAACCUCUGCGACCGAGUCCAAGCUGGAGGAAGCCAACACGGCCAUCCAGAAGCUCACCUCCGAGAACGGGACCCUCAUCGACCAGCUCUCCGAUGCCGAGGAGGACAACGGCAGACUCGCCGGGGAGGUCGAGAGCCAGGGCGGCCUCCUGGCCAAGCUCAAGGCCAGGCUCUCCAAGACCACCGAGGAGCUCGAGACGAGCCAGGAAAAGCUGGAGUCCGAGACCGCCCUGCGCAAGGAGACCGAGUCGCGGCUGACCGAGGCCACGACCGCCAACGAGGGGCUCACCGAGUCGCUCGAGACCAAGGAGAAGGCCCUGGUGGAGGCGACCGAAAAAUGGAACUGGACCAAGACCAAGCUGGAAAUGGAAACCCAGGAAAAGGAAUCGAUGAAGAAGGAGCUCAGGGACGUCGCCGAGACCAACCGCGUCCUGGAGGACAAGUACGAGCUGGAGCAAAACGCCCUCAAAAAGGCCAGGACCCAGCUGGACUCGACCCGGUCGACGCUGGAAUCCACGCAGAACCGCCUCACCAGGACCCAGGGGGAGCUGACCCGGUACCACUCGGAGCUCCAGGAGACCAAGGCCACCCUGUGGAAGACCUCGGUCGACCUGGAGAACCUGGAGGACGAGCAAAAGUCCCUGCGGAUCCUGGGGGGCAAGAUGUGGAGGCUCUCCAAGCAAAAGGUCUCGAACCGCGUCAGGGCCGUGGGGGACCGGAUCAAGCACCCCCGGCGGCGGAAGCAAAAGAAACGGAGGAACUAGCCACCAGUAGCAAGGGCGUGAGGAAGCGGCUGCCCAGUGGAGGACAAGCUACCGGACUCCCGCGAAGCCAUGUUAUCUAUAAUAUAUGUGAUAUAUACAC